UGUUAUUUAUUGUGCGGCUGUUGCACGCUGUGCCUGCUGCCCAGGCUCGGCGCAUGGGGCUUGCCCGGCUAGAGUACAGGGAGGGACGGGCAGGCAGACUCACCCGCGCUGGGGGAGCCCGUAGUGGGCACCGACAGGCCGUCUCCAGCGGAGCCCAAAGUUUUGCCUGCCGGAGCAGCAGCAGCCUUUGCUGAGGAGCUGUGUACUGGCGAUCAUUCACUCAGAGCCUCUCUCACUGCUAUCUCCCGUCAAUCUCCUGAGAACCACUUUCUGAGUGAUUCCAGCUUCCGAACAUGGUUCCCAUGGUAGGGGUUUUGAUCCCUUGCCAGAUUUGCCCUGAGCCAUGAGUGAAUAUGUGUAAUGCCCACAAGUAAAACUGAUUGGAAAAUACUUCAGAAGAACAUCAUCUUUGCGGAUGAAUUUCACUCAGCCAUAAAUAGAGAGGACUGUAAUGCUGUCUUGGUCAAAAGAGCAGUUACUGGGGUAAGAAGAGUGACCUUUUUGGGUGGCUGUAACUGAAGAUUGCUUUGCAGAAGCAACUAAAGUAGGUUUUUGAGUCAUGAUGCAAGAAUCUGGGAUUGAGACAAAAAGUAACGGUUCAGCUAUUCAGAAUGGAGCAAGCAGCGGCAACCAUUUACUAGAGUGCAGUCUACGGGAAGUGAGAUCCAACGGUGAGACACCUUCAGUUGAAAUUGGGGCUGCAGAUUUAGCACAUCUUCAGCAACAGCAGGCUCUGCAGGUGGCACGACAGUUUCUACUGCAGCAACAGCAGCAGCAACAAGUUAGUGGAUUAAAGUCACCCAAGAGGAAUGACAAACAACCAGCCCUUCAGGUUCCAGUGUCAGUGGCUAUGAUGACACCUCAAGUUAUCACUCCCCAACAAAUGCAGCAGAUCCUCCAGCAACAAGUGCUAACUCCCCAGCAACUCCAGGUCCUGCUCCAGCAGCAGCAGGCACUCAUGCUUCAACAGCAGCAGCUUCAAGAGUUUUAUAAGAAACAACAGGAACAGUUGCAGCUUCAACUUUUACAGCAACAACAUGCUGGAAAACAGCCUAAAGAGCCACAGCAACAGCAAGUGGCUACACAGCAGUUGGCCUUUCAGCAGCAGCUCUUACAGAUGCAACAACUGCAGCAGCAGCAUCUCCUGUCUUUGCAGCGUCAAGGUCUGCUAACAAUCCAGCCUGGCCAGGCUACGCUGCCUUUGCAGCCUCUUGCUCAAGCAUUUGCUGCCUUCCACUUCCAAACUGAACGUUACCCUCAUACAUUGAAAGGCAUGAUUCCAACAGAACUGCAGCAGCUCUGGAAAGAAGUGACAAGCUCUCAUACAGCAGAGGAAAUAGCAAGCAACAACCACAGCAGUUUGGACCUGUCCACCACAUGUGUCUCCUCUUCAGCACCUUCUAAGACCUCCUUAAUAAUAAACCCACAUGCCUCAACUAACGGACAGCUAUCGGUCCACACUCCUAAAAGGGAGAGUUUAUCCCACGAGGAGCACUCACAUAGCCAUCCGCUUUAUGGACAUGGUGUAUGCAAAUGGCCAGGCUGUGAAGCAGUUUGUGAAGACUUCCAGUCAUUUCUAAAACAUCUCAACAAUGAGCAUGCGCUGGAUGAUAGAAGUACAGCCCAAUGUAGAGUACAAAUGCAGGUUGUUCAGCAGUUAGAGCUACAGCUUGCAAAAGACAAAGAGCGCCUGCAAGCUAUGAUGACACACCUGCAUGUGAAGUCAACUGAACCAAAAGCCACCCCUCAGCCUCUGAAUCUGGUAUCAAGUGUCACACUGUCAAAGACGGCCUCUGAGGCUUCUCCACAGAGCUUACCUCAUACUCCGACCACCCCAACUACACCCAUCACUCCUGUCAUCCAGGGACCUUCUGUCAUCACUACCACCAGCAUGCACAACGUUGAACCAAUCAGGAGGCGGUGCCCUAAUAAAUACAAUGUGGCCAUUUCUUCAGCAGAUCUUGCUCAGAACCAAGAAUUUUAUAAGAACGCAGAGGUUAGACCACCAUUCACGUAUGCAUCUUUAAUUAGGCAGGCUAUCCUCGAAUCUCCAGAAAAGCAACUAACACUAAAUGAAAUCUACAACUGGUUCACACGAAUGUUUGCUUACUUCAGACGCAAUGCAGCGACAUGGAAGAAUGCAGUGCGUCAUAAUCUUAGUCUUCACAAGUGUUUUGUGCGAGUAGAAAACGUUAAAGGGGCAGUAUGGACAGUGGAUGAACUAGAGUUCCAAAAACGAAGGCCACAAAAGAUCAGUGGUAACCCUUCUCUUAUUAAAAACAUACAGACCAGCCACACCUACUGCACACCUCUCAAUGCUGCUUUACAGGCUUCAAUGGCUGAUAAUAGUAUACCUCUAUACACUACUGCUUCCAUGGGAAACCCCACUCUGGGCAAUUUAGCCAAUGCUAUGAGGGAAGAUCUUAAUGGUGCAAUGGAGCAUACGAACAGUAAUGAGAGUGACAGUAGUCCAGGACGUUCCCCUAUGCAAGCAAUGCACCCUGUGCAUGUCAAAGAAGAACCGUUGGAUCCAGACGAAAACGAAGGCCCGCUAUCCUUAGUGACAACAGCCAAUCACAGUCCAGAUUUUGAUCAUGACAGAGAUUAUGAAGAUGAACCUGUAAAUGAGGACAUAGAAUGAGUAUGUCUGACGUCAUUAUCCUGAGAAUGAAGAUUGGAAAAACACGUCAAAUUUAGCUGUGAAAUCUCUCCAUUAUUGUACAGUCUGGAGGAUUUUCAGUACACUUUGACAACUAUGAAAUAUGUUAACUCUUAGUGCCAUCAAGUAUCCCAUUUGGGAGUAUUUUUGAUUUUUCUACUUUUUGUUGAAAAAAGGAAUUUGUACUCUGUGCAUUGGAUGGACUUGUUUGGUACUUGGGAUUUUCCUCUCUUACAGUCAACAUCAGUGUUGUAAAUUUGCUAAACUGAUUCACUUACUCACAUUUAGCAGCAGGUUUUGGACUGCAGUCCUGCCAAUUUUGGACACUGAGGACAUCAAACUCUGAGCAUGUACACCUAAACUGCAGAUCAAGCCUUUGCCCAGAUUUUAAGGAUUCCAAUGGACAACAUAUUUGCACAGUACUGCAUGUUGGUUAUCACUGCCUUUACUCCUUUUUUUUUUUUUUUUUUUUUUCUUCUUUGCUUCCAUUUGGGAUGGGGAAGGCAUGUGUGUGUGCGCGCGCGUGUGUGUGUAUGUGUACUGGCGAGGGGUUACAAGAAAUAUUAUCCCAAACUUUUUAAUGUAUUGCUUUUAUUCCCACCCCCACCCCCUUCUGCUCUACCAUUUUAAGUUCUGACCUCAGGCCACAUCUCGGCCCAGGGCCUUUUGAAGGCCUAAUGUUUUCUGUACUUUGUGAUGAAUGUUAAUAGGUGUUUUUAUUAUACGAAGCUGAAUGUCAUUGAAUUGUUUGUAGUUUUUUCCGUCAUUCAUUCCAGUCUCCUUCAGAUGCCACCAUGUUUUCUUUAGCUAUGGAAAACAUUCCAUUUUGGUGUCUGUUUUUUUUAAAAGGUCCCAAAUGCUGCACUGUACACACCGAAGGGUCGUCCAACAGAGAGAGAGAGAAAAGAAGUACUGUAAGAAUGAGAAUGAAUGACAGAUGAACACAAAAAUACUGUAGGAAGCAACAUAAAUUCAUUCCACAAAGCAGUGUUUUUUUUAUUUUUGGUUUUGGUUUUUGAUUUUUUGGCAGCAAUGGUGAAUAUUAGCAAAUGCCACAAAAUUGAACAGCACAAAGAAACAUAUGCAGCACCAACAGAAUUCACUUCAUUAGAGAAUGAAUACUACAGUGGCAGGCUCUCAGUUGUUUAACAUGAGUUUUAAUGGGCCAACAAAUCUUUCUGGAAUAUCUAAGAUUACCAAGAUGGGUACCUAUACAUUUAUUAUUAUUUUUCAUUUGCGAAUAGUGGUUGGAAAGAUGACUUCAUUAAACUGUUGUAAUACAUGGCGAUGUUUCUCAGUUAAACAUCAGUUCAGGAUUGCUUGGUGGCAUUAAUCUGUUCGAAUACAAAUUAGAUUUCAGAUUGAACUUGUUAUGGCAGUUAAUAAGGACUGAGCCCACUAAUGCUAAAGUGUUAAUAAUUUCAACUGUGCAAAUUCUGUACUGCAGUUAAGAUUGUUAUGCAAUAUUACACCAGCCAGUAUCAAAACCUCACAGUAGAAAACAGUAAACAGUGGGAUGGGGGGGAAGGAAAUAGCACUGGGGCUUGUUUGGUAAAACUAGCAGUGCUCUUCAAAGCAAACAUUACAUACAGAAAGCUGUUGUUACAGGUCAGUACACCUCAGUCACCAAACACCUAAACACUUUCAUUCUGCAACCACUUUUCUGUCACUCAUUUAUUUAUGUAGGACUGUAGCUUUUUGUUUAAUUAUUAUUAUUUCAAAAAAAGCCUUUCAGAGCUUAAUUUAUAUUCUUCUUUGUACCUUUCCCCCCCUAAAAUUACCAAAGAUAUUACACAAAGGUAAAUUAUGUUCUCUAUUAUAUGCUUUAUCUUAUGAAGCCAAAUAUCCUCUUAUUGUUGAUCAAGGGAGGUUGAAGAAUUUAGAGGGAAAUGACAAGAUAUGGGCUAUUGCUAACCUGAGAGGGAAACUGCUCCUUUAUUCUAGUAAAUUUAGAUGGCCAAGCAGAUGACUGAACCAAAGUUACUUUUUAUUCGUAUUCCUUUACAGCGACCAAACCGAAAUUCUGUAAAGAGAAAUCGAGAAGAGCUUUUGGACUAAAACUAGGAAACAGUGUUACAGGGGGAGCCAUAAGAAGGGAGCUGGAGAAAGCAAGUGCAGUUAUUGUGCAGAAAAUUGGAGUAUCAAAUAAAGGAGACAGUUUAAUAAAAUACAAAAGAGAACAGAAAAGCUCCCACAAUUUUACUGGACCACAUAAUAGUAUUCCUAGAAUUUAAAAAAAUAUAUAUUUUUUGGGGUCUUUGUUUUUACAGAUUGUAUGCCACUUUUGUUUAAGGAUUGUGCUAAAAUGACUGCUUUAAUUUUGGUUUAUCUUGGCACAUUUGCUGAGUUUUGUUUAGUUUUUGAUCAGCAUUUUUCAUAAGGAAAUAACACUCCUGUCCACACAUAAGCUUUGGUACAAGAAAUUUUAUUGGCAGUUACUUUUCUGAAGUUCAACUCUGCAUUCUGUUUUUAAAAGAGAGAAAAGAAAAGGGGAAAAAAAGGGCAGUCUGUGGUCAUUUGAAACUUUUUUUUUUUUUAAUUAUAUCCAGGCAGCUUCAUGAUGUGCCGGCAGUAGCCAGAUGGGGAUCAUGAGAAGUGGUCCCUGUGCUUCUAAACUGAGUGGUUCGCUGGUUAGUUCGGUAUUCAAAAGAGGAUAAAAAUCUGGUAGAUUAGUUCAUUCUCAGCAUGUGUAGCUAGACAUGAGUAAAGAUAACAGCAUGAGAAACUGUUAGUACGCAUACCUCAGUUCAAACUGUUAGGGAAUGAGUAAAUAAAAAAUACAUUUCACUCAGUUGCACUUAGUUGUAUGUCUUGCAUGCUUAGUCUAAAGACUGUAGCAAAAUAAAGAAAGAAAAAGAGAAAAAGAAAUAAACAUUAGAUUUUAACAUAUCUGGCAGGUGUCACAGCCUUGCAGAAGAACCAACUGAAAAUCUCAGGCUUUACAUCAAGCAAACUUCACUAUGAUUUUUACAGUUCUGAUUCUGUAUCCCUUUGGAUAUACAGUUGCUUCUUUAGGGUGGGGUUUAUUAUGUUGUACAUAUAUAUCCCAAUGUGUCUGUGUGAGCCUUUGUCUUUUUUGGGGGGGAGGAGGGAGAAAAGGGGAAAAGGUCCUUUUUUUUUUUUUAGAUACCAUUCCUCAAAAGGAAUAAAUGCAUACCUGUUUGUCAAAACACCUUUUGCUUUUUGUGCAACUGCUUUAUAUUAACUAUACUAAAAAAAAAAUAGCUUUGGAAAAAAAAACUACUGUAUGUAAUGGAAUUGCAGAAUAUGCUGCACGUGUAUUUUAUUUAGUUAUCCUUGCUUUAAGAAUAUUGGAUGACAUUGCUGACAUGUGGGAGAAAAUCCCUGACUUUUUUUUUUUUUUUUUUUUUUUUGCUUUUAAAUUGUAACAUAGUUGACAGAUUAUUUUUUUCUCCUGUUAUCAUUGAUCGAAGCCUCUUUUGUACAGUUUGUGUUAAGCUGGGGAAUUUUUUUGUUUGUUUGGGUUUUUUUAUACUUUCCCACCCCUUCUGUUAUCUUACCACUGCCAUUUCUGGCUGUCUUAAACAAAGGUUCAUACAUUUGAAAAGU
Molecule: messenger RNA, 6229 nt
Organism: Trachemys scripta elegans
Lineage: Eukaryota; Metazoa; Chordata; Testudines; Emydidae
Gene: FOXP1
Product: forkhead box P1
Exons: 22
Coding region: 560-2641 (693 amino acids)
Biological process (GO): regulation of transcription by RNA polymerase II
Cellular component (GO): nucleus
Molecular function (GO): RNA polymerase II cis-regulatory region sequence-specific DNA binding; DNA-binding transcription repressor activity, RNA polymerase II-specific
Source: RefSeq, a predicted model, not a curated record